Marmota flaviventris (yellow-bellied marmot) is the source of this 2894-nucleotide messenger RNA. RefSeq names its product PTEN induced kinase 1 (gene Pink1). The record is from RefSeq and is a predicted model, not a curated record. Gene Ontology annotation, biological process: regulation of apoptotic process; protein phosphorylation; autophagy of mitochondrion. Lineage: Eukaryota; Metazoa; Chordata; Mammalia; Rodentia; Sciuridae. Gene Ontology annotation, molecular function: protein serine/threonine kinase activity; ATP binding. Gene Ontology annotation, cellular component: mitochondrion.
UGUCAUCCGAGUCCCGGACGCUUGUGGCGGUGGCAGCGGGACCGGGUUGCGGCGCCACCAUGGCGGUGAGACAGGCGCUGGGCCGGGGCCUGCAGCUGGGUCGGUCGCUGCUGCUGCGCUUCACAGCCAAGCCUGGCCCAGCUUGCAGCUGGGGAAGGCCCGGCCCGGCGGCCGGCUGGGGCCGCGGAGAGCGCCGGGGCCGGGCCGCAGGACCCGGCGGAGAGCCGCGCGGGCUCGGACUCCCAGACCGCUACCGCUUUUUCCGCCAGUCGGUGGUCGGGCUGGCGGCGCGGCUCCAGCGGCAGUUCGUGGUGCGCGCCCGGGGCGGCGCGGGCCCUUACGGCCGAGCCGUCUUUCUGGCCUUCGGGCUGGGGUUGGGCCUCAUAGAAGAGAAGCAGGCGGAGGGCCGGCGGGCGGCGCUAGCCUGUCAGGAGAUCCAGGCAAUUUUUACCCAGAAAAACAAGCCAAUGCCUGACGCGCUGGACAUGCGACGCCGGCAGGGCUUCCGGCUGGAGGACUAUCUAAUAGGACAGUCCAUCGGCAAGGGCUGCAGCGCUGCUGUGUACGAAGCCACCAUGCCCGCCCUGUCCCAACACCUGGAGAAGGCAGAGCCCACCGGCGCUCUUCCAGGGAGAGGCCCAGAUGUCACCCCACAAGGAGAGGAAGGGGAGCAGGCUCUGGGAGGCCCAGCCUUCCCCUUCGCCAUCAAGAUGAUGUGGAACAUCUCGGCGGGCUCUUCCAGUGAAGCCAUUUUUAGGAAAAUGAGCCAGGAGCUGGUCCCAGCUAGCAGAGUGGCCCUGACUGGGGAGUAUGGAGCAGUUACUUACAGAAAAUCCAAGGGAGGUCCCAAGCAGCUAGCUCCUCACCCCAACAUCAUCCGGGUUGUCCGCGCCUUCACCUCCUCUGUGCCGCUGCUGCCGGGGGCCCUGACCGACUACCCUGACGUGCUGCCCCCUUGUCUGCACCCUGAAGGCCUGGGCCAUGGACGCACGCUGUUCCUCGUUAUGAAGAACUACCCCUGUACCCUGCGCGAGUACCUGCGUGUGAACACUCCCAGUCCCCGCCUGGCCACCAUGAUGACCCUGCAGUUACUGGAAGGCGUGGACCAUUUGGUCCAGCAGCGCAUCGCACACAGAGACCUCAAGUCGGACAACAUUCUGGUGGAGCUGGACGCAGACGGCUGCCCCUGGUUGGUGAUCUCUGAUUUUGGCUGCUGCCUGGCUGAUGAGCGUGUGGGCCUGCAGUUGCCUUUCACCAGCUGGUACGUGGACCUGGGCGGGAACGGCUGCCUCAGGGCUCCGGAGGUGUCCACAGCCUGUCCUGGCCCCAGAGCAGUGAUUGACUACAGCAAGGCCGACGCCUGGGCGGUGGGAGCCAUCGCCUAUGAAAUCUUCGGGCUUGCCAAUCCCUUUUACGGCCAGGGCAGGGCCCACCUUGAAAGCCGCAGUUACCAAGAGGCUCAACUACCAGCACUGCCCGAGUCGGUGCCUCUGGACACCAGGCAGCUGGUGAGGGCAUUGCUCCAGCGAGAGACCAGCAAGAGACCAUCUGCCCGAGUAGCUGCAAACGUGCUUCAUCUGAGCCUCUGGGGCGAGCACAUCCUAGCCCUGAAGAAUCUGAAAUUAGACAAGAUGAUUAGCUGGCUCCUCCACCAAUCAGCUGCCGCCCUGUUGGCCAACAGGCUGGAGGAGAAGAGCUGCGUGGAAACAAAGCUGAAGGUGCUGUUCCUGGCCAACCUGGAGUGUGACGCGCUCUGCCAGGCCGCCCUCCUCCUCUAUUCCUGGCGGGUAACCCCCUGAUGGCUCUGCGCCAGCUGGUGUGUUAGUAAAGGACUCAGUGGCAUCUGUGUGGUGGCAGUGUAUAGUGUCAAAGGAGAGUGGGGGUCAGAGGACAAGCUGGCGCAGGGGGGCUGGUAAGCCAGGGAAGGCCUUGGGUUUGGCAGGAACUACUUGAGUCAAAGUUCAGUUUGCGGCCACUACCUCCAGCCAUGUGGGUUUGGAUGAAGCUUAUGCCCUCUGCCAACUUGGCUUCUCCUAGCUGUAAAAUCAAGACGUUGGUCUCUAUCAGAAACACCCUCUGUAGAGGGCCAGCUAGUGAAUUAAGCUGUUGCAACUAAUCAACUCAGUGAUGCACGAAAGCAGCAUAACAACCAAAUGGGACUGUUCUGUUAGGGCUUUAUUUAUGGACACUGGAAUUUGAUUUUCAUGUAUCACCAGCUUGGCCCACAGGCCAGUUGCCAGGCCUGGUCUGGUGAACUCAUAGGGCUCACUCUACAAAGCAUGUUUCCCGACAGCGAGGUCCCUCUGUAUCGGUGAUAAAGACGAUGUGAGAUUCCCUGCAUGAAUCCAAGGGACCGCAGUGUCACCCAGGUGAGAAGUCAUACUCUGUCGUUAUUCACCAAGAAGUCCAACCUUAGGGCCCUUUUCUGGCCUCGCAGACCUCUCAAAGUGAUGGCCCAGCGGGUCUGUUGGAGGAUUCUGGGCUGAGGGAGAUCAGACCUGUGCUCGGCAGCAUGGAGGAUCCAGGCCAAGGCAGUGGCAGAAUUUGUGACAUUUGCCCUUAGUGCUGAGGAUGGACUGUGGUUCUUCUGGAGGGGGGCCUGGCACCAGUUGGUAUGUGCCACCUGGGCUGAGGCAGACAUCUGCAUGGUCAGUAUAUUCAGGGGUCAGCACAAAAAAACAUGAAAGUGAGGCCUGGGCUGUGGGUGCCCCUUCUGGACCAGCUCUGGAGGGCACAGAGAAAGCCUUUCCGGUGUUCCUCUAGCUACUGAGUUAAUCUAACAUUGCAAAGAUCACUGAUGAAAUGGAAAUUAACAGUGUGGCAUCUUAAACUUGUUGAUUUCCCUUUUGACUAGCAUUUCUGAGAUAUUAAAUACAAAUUUACAAUGCAGAGUA